AUGGUACUGUCUACAAAGAUACCUACUCGCUUUGCUCCCCUUCUGCACAUUCGCCACUGCUCUCGGCCUCACGCCACUUGCAUCCAAGAAACGCCUGUCGACCAAGUCGAUUUUGACUUGAUUCAACAUCAACUCAACCUGAAAUCUCCUGUCGAUACCCUGCGAAGUCUUCUUUUGAACGACACGCGUUCGCUCUUUCGGCAGAUGCACUUACGCUCUGUAGUCAAGGAGGCUCUGAAAGUUGACUUUCCCAUCAAUGGUCAAAUGCUCGAUCCUCACGAAUUUCGCCAACAUAUGGCUGUGAAAACAGCUUAUAAAUUCCGCCGAAGAAUCCUGAGGGAGCAAUUCUUGAGGUGUCAAACCAUCCAAGAUCUCAUGCGCGUUCUUGCUGUAGCCUUACAGCGCAAGGAGACCACGCAUGAUCUAGUCGAUAUGGAUCUUUGUAUCGUGCGAGCUCUUUACCGUGCCAGAGACAACACAACCGAUCUCAAGAUUUUCGGUGCCAUAACCACAAUCAUCUCCCGUUUCCGGAAGGAGAACCUACCCAUCACACGUCAACUCUUGGCCGUUGGUAUCAAGUUCGCUGCUCGGUCGCGCAGUUUACCCGGCAUGAAGAGAUAUCUGAAGCUGCACAGGGAGCUAGGCUUCCCAAUCGCAAAAACCUUGUUCAGAGCCAUCAUCGCAAAAUUCAGCGUUGGAAGUAACGGAUAUGGUGAGAUUCGUAAUGGAAGAUGGUCACGUCGUGAUCUGCUACAAGUCCUCCUUGGCUUCGAAGAUACUGCUCCAGAAGACCAACACCAUCUAGGUUUGUUCCUCGACAGGAAUGAAUGGACUCAGUUAUUUGGAUGGAUUGUCGUCUUGUCCCGCUGCAAGGCAUCCGACGAGCUCUGGAAGGAGUGGCUGUUGUGGCAGGAGAACCCUUUGCGUCUGAAAACAGGCAAAGUGGCAUCCCUGUAUAGCGAAAGCAAGCUCAGAGGCGAUUAUUCGUUCAUCGAGAUGAUGGCUGACGCAGGAGACUCUCGUCGAGCUUGGAACAUGCUCGGCGCCAGUGGGAUUCCAUUCAAGGAUUGUCGAAGUCGACUGAGACGUACACUUCUUCGCGAUAUCCAGUACGCGACCGUUUGGGACGAUCAGAUGUCCCUCGACCUGCUCGAACAGUAUGACUUUGAGUUGAAAAAGGUGGAGAAUGCUUUAGGCGUGGAGUGGAUCAGUCUUGGUAACGAUCAAGGCUACCAUAAGCCUACGGAAUCCAUGCAGGAAUCUCUCGAAGCUCUUUCGUCGCCUUUCUUCAAACUAGAACCGGACUUUGGUUAUCCUCACGAUCUCAGUGCGGAAGAAAUCAAGAAACAGAACGAGGAAAUGAUGUUGCAUGUCGAAGACACAUCGAUCUAUCUACCAAAAACUGCUCGCAGACCUAAGAAGCGCGACUAG
Molecule: messenger RNA, 1431 nt
Organism: Aureobasidium uvarum
Lineage: Eukaryota; Fungi; Ascomycota; Dothideomycetes; Dothideales; Saccotheciaceae
Source: the annotation of a GenBank genome assembly